AUGCCAUCAGAUUAUUAUACAUCUGAUGAAUUUGAAUAUAGAAGUAAUAAAAAUGGUAUUAUUACAAAUAAAACAAGAAAAGGAAGUUAUAAUAUUGUCGAAAAAGAUUAUGGUGAUCAUAAAAUUAUUUAUCAUAUUCCAGUUGAAUAUGGUGAUGAUUAUGAUAUAUCAGAACUUGAAGAUAUGCCAACUGCUGAAGAAGAACAACCACAACAACAACAACAACAACGUAAUUCACCAAAACUAGUUCGACGUCGAACUAUUCAUCAAUAUGCUGAUGUUGGUUAUGACAAUGAUUAUGAAUAUGUUGAAGAAAUACCAAGUGUAGCACCUCGUCAACGUAUGUAUAUUUCACCAAGAAGACAAAGAGAUCCACAAUUUGUCGAUCGAAUUUAUGAAACACAACCAGCAUCAGAAACAGUUGAAUAUGUUUAUGAAGAUGAUUAUCCAGAUGAUUAUGAUUAUAGACCAGAAAAUGAAGAACAAGUUGAAUAUGUUGUAAGAGAACGUGUACCAAAACAAACAUAUAUGGAAGAACCCCGACCUAUUCGACGUAUAAUCCAUACCCCGGAUCCUUCGGUACCUUUUUCAUCCUCAAGACCUACUCCACCAGUUCUUUCUCCUCCUUCACCUGUUCGUUCUCCCUAUCAACCAUCUCCUCGUCAAGUUGUCACUCAAAAAUCACCAACAUUAGCUGCGGCUAAACCAAUUCGUCGCAAUGAAAUAUCUCCACCACCAUCGACUAGAAAACAACAAACUGCUCGAUCACUACCAAUUCCUGAAUCACCAAUCAGACAGAAUAUUUCAAAAUCUAAUGAACCGCCUUUACGCUUAAUGGAUAUUGUUGCACAAAAUCGAGCAAGACGAGGUUCACAUAUACCUAAACCAAGACGUGAAGUCGAUGAAGAACCAGUUUAUGAUCCACCAACAUAUAGUAGAAACCUUAUUAAAAACGGUUUUAUCGUUCAUAAAUAA
Messenger RNA from Rotaria sordida, 975 nucleotides. The record is from the annotation of a GenBank genome assembly. NCBI's taxonomy places the organism in Eukaryota, Metazoa, Rotifera, Eurotatoria, Philodinida, Philodinidae.